This is a messenger RNA of Dunckerocampus dactyliophorus (ringed pipefish), 6321 nucleotides long. It is a transcript of the gene olfml3a, whose product is annotated as olfactomedin-like 3a. The transcript is spliced from 3 exons. The record is from RefSeq and is a predicted model, not a curated record. Gene Ontology annotation, biological process: signal transduction. Bases 286 to 1482 code for a protein of 398 amino acids. Lineage: Eukaryota; Metazoa; Chordata; Actinopteri; Syngnathiformes; Syngnathidae.
AUCUUUUGUUAUGAAAUACAUUCACAAAUUCAACGUUAUGUUUAUAUUGUGGACCGAGCAAUGCAAAGAUAUUCAUGGUGGACUUGCAGAAGAAAAAGAGAAGAUGUGUGCAUGUUGAGUGUGUGAGGUCUCCUCCAGCAGGCUCCUCCCUGAGAGAAAACAUUCCAAGAGAGAACUCGGCCCCAGGACCCGCAAAGUCUCCCGUCUUUAUCCCCUCCAGCACCCUGCGCUUGCUUGGACCAGGAGGUUGUGUGAAGUUCUGGAAGGAAUCCCGAUGAGAGAACAAUGAAGCUUGUGUUGAUCCUGCUGGUGUCCACUGGCUGGACGCUUUGUGCGUCUCAGUUCUACUACCAGGCCCUGAUGGACUAUGUGGAGAACAGACUGUUGGCUAUCGAGGGCCACAUGCACCUGUGGCAGGAGCAACUGCGGCAGCACCACGGGGAGCUGCAGGACUUACACAAACAGUCCAACAAGACCAUGGAGGCCCUGAGGCAGCAGCACGGCGUGCUGACCAAAGACAUGGCGGCGGCGGCAGCCCGCGUGGAGCGUGUGGAACGAGACAUGGACUUUGUGGAGAGCCGGACGUCCCCGAGGGCCUGCGCUAAUCAGGCGGAGCGUGUGGUGGAGCAGGGAGUGUGGAGCCAGGAGGAAAGCCGAGGAGACCAGGACCAGGGCUGGGAAGAGAUUCCCUCCAGAGUGUCUGACUGCGUGGAAAUCACCUCUGCCAUCCGCUCGGCAAAGAUCCUGAAGCGGAUGGGCGCUUCUAAGGGCGUGUGGUUUCGAGACCCCAGGUCGUCCAAGGUUUACGUGUUUAACGGGACAGCAGGGGACACCGUCUACCAGUUUGAGUCCGUGAAGGAGUUUGGGGGGUCUGCAGCGGGCGCCCUCGGCCGACCCAUCAAGCUGCCCUCUGACUGGAGGGGGAGCGGUGUGGCUGUUUACAACGGGUAUCUGUAUUACAUCCAGCAGGGGGCAGACGUGCAGGUGGUCAAAUACGACAUCCUGAGGGGCGAGCCUGUGGACGCGGCCAUCCUCCCUGUGGAGAGUCACUCUGUCGUUUACAGCCUCAACCCAGAGACGUUGGCAGACAUCGCGGUGGAUGACCAAGGCCUCUGGCUUCUUUACGCCAACAGCGAGAGCGAGCCCAACAUCAACCUGGCCAAGAUGGACCCCAUCACGUUGGACAUUGAGCAAAUCUGGGACACCCGCUGCCCCAGGGACAAGUCGGAGGCGGCAUUUGUGGCGUGCGGGACCCUCUACGUUGUUUACAACACUCGGCUGGCCAGUCGCUCGCGUGUCCAGUGUGUCUUUGACGUUAACAACAAGGUUACGAGCGAGGAGGCGCCGCUCUUCUACUUCCCCCGACGCUAUGGAGCCCACGCCAGUCUGAAGUACAACCCCGAAGAGAAACAGAUCUACAGCUGGGACGACGGAUACCAAAUCCUCUACAGGCUGAGUGCCAAGAGGAAACUCUUGGUUUGACAAGAAUAAAUUAUCCAGGACUUUCUUCCAAUUUUUUCCCGAGUAAAACCAUAGAAGUUAGAAAAUAUAUAUGUUAGGCUCGAUGAAGACUCUGAGCCUUCUUCGGCGUAGAGAAAAACGUCUGUUAGGUUUACUGACGACUCUAAAAUCAUCUUCAAUAUUUCCAAUAACGCGUACGUAAGGUUGGUUGAACAUGGCCAACCCUUUUUAAUGUUUUGAUAACUCAAACAUUGUCUUGUCUGUCGCCAAACAGUUUAUCAAGUCUUCCAAAACAUGUACAGUACAUGUUAGCUUUGUGUAAAUUGUCUUUGGCCUUGUUGGAGACUCCACCAACCCUUUCCGAUUACAUACGAUGUUUCAGUGAUGUCUACCAAACACGUAUGAUAGGUUUGUCUCAAUUUGUUGCGCUUGUUGGAGACUCUAAACUCUCUUCAGCGUUACGUUUGUCUGCACGUGUGUUGGUUGUACAUAAGACUCUAAAACUGUCCUACUGACUAAUGUGACCGAUCGUUUCCAAUGUUUUUGAUAACACAUAUGUUGUCUUCGUCGAAGGCACCAAAGAAUUUUGGACGUCUACCAAAACACGUAUGCUGAAUUUGUCUAAAUUGUCUCUGUGGGUCGUGCUCAUUGGAGACUUGAAACCCUCGUCAGCGUUGAUGAAAAACACACGUUAGGUUCCUAUGCAUUUACGGUAGACAAAAACGUCUGUGUUAGGUUUAUUCAGAACUCUAAAGUUGUCUUACGAUUACAUUAAGUUUGCUGAACAAGGCCAAUCCUUUGCGAUGUUUUUGAUAAUACGAAUGUUUUUCUCCGUUUAAGAACACUUUUGACGUCUACCAAAACAGGUACAUGUUAGGUUUGUCAAAAUUGUCUUUAGGUAUGCUAAGUUCGUCUAAAUUGUCUUUGUGCUUUGUGCUCGUCAGUGUUAACGAAAAACACAUUCGGUCCUUCUGUGUUUACGUUGUAGGUUACAUUCGCUGACAACUCUAAAACCAUCUUCAGUCAAUUAUUUUUGAUAACACUUACGAUAGGUUUGCCUAACCCUAACUCUAACCCUAACAUGACCAACCUUUCCCGAUGUUUAUGAUAACAACUACAUUGUCUUUGUCAAAGACACCAAACAAUUUUGGACGUCUACCAAAGCACGUAUGCUAGAUUUGUCUCAAAUGUCUUUGAAAACACAAAACGAAAAACACGUUAGGUCCCUCUGUGUUUACAUUGUAAGUUAGGUUUACUUACAACUAUAAAAUCGUAUUCAAUAUAAUAUUUACGAUACCGCUUACGUUAGGCUUGCUGAAUGUGACCAACCCUUUCCGAUUCCGAUUUUGACAACACACACGAUGUCUUCAUUGACGUCUACCAAAACACGUAUGCUAGGUUUGUUUCUUUCUGUGUUGCGUUCAUUGGAAACUCUACACAGCCUUCAGCGUUAACGAAAAAAACACAUUAGGUGCUUCUGCGUUGACGGUAGACAAAAACGUGUCUGUUAUAACGUGUACUCUAAAAUCGUCUUACGCUUAUGUUAGGGUUGCGGAACGUGACCAAUCCUUUCCAAUGUUUUUGAUAACACACACGUUGUCUUCAAUGAAGACAACAAACCGUUUUUGAUGUCGAACAAAGAGCGUACAUGUUAGGUUCGUCUAAAUUGUCAAAACUCUAAAAUCGUCUUCAACAAACAUAUAUGCGUUGAGUUGCAUUUUCUUUGUUGUCGCAAAAACAUUUAGGUUCAAGUCGUUUGAUGUUUACAAAAUAUAUGUCAUUUUUGUGAGGAGAAACAUUUCUCAUAUACAUUUCUAAUAUACUGCCCCCUAUUGGUUUGCAGGGCUGACUUGGCGAGCUAUCUUGCUAAUUAAACACCUAAGUGAAUAUAAGCAUUUCACAUCGCAUUUGUGCUUAUAAACAGAGCAAAUCUCACAUUUUCCAACACAAUGUAUCUUCAGUAUUAUUGGCAAUAAAGCAACAACACAGAAACACUUUAAUUGGAUGUUGUCAAGCGUCCCCGCAGUGUCGUCUCAUCUCACGUUGUCGGUGGCCGCCGUGGCUCGUUAGGCCCAAAAACACACAAACAAGAGCCCGCUUUGCAUAUAAGAUCCUUUAAUCCAAAGAAAGAUAAGGUCACAGAACCCAGAACACCAAUAUGACACCUCAUGGAAGGAAAACAACAAAUUGGUCUGACAGUGACAACUAGUAGCCGAUAGAAUGUCGAUAAUAACGUCAUCAGACUUCAUGAUAACAACUCAACUCUUCAUGGUAUCGCACGCGUUCAUCUUUGUUACAAAUACAAAAUGUUCAAUAAAAAAAUUCAGUGCUAUCAUAUCAAGAAAGCAUAUUGAGAAAGGUAGGUGGAGCUAAGCGAUAACAGUCCAAAACAUGUACAAAAACGAGAUCGUACAUACAGUGGAUGCUCGAAUUUGAACGUUUGAGCAAACAAACUGGAAUUCCAGCGAAAGUUUCAAGGAAAUAUUUGAAAGCCCAAAUGAAAGUUAAAGAAGACCGUAUUUUUCAAGCAGUUGUUUCAAAAUAGUCACAACCACCGUAGACCUGGAAGAAUAACGUAAAGUCAAUGGUCUGCUUUGCUAGACAAUUUAUUAUUUCUAAAACCUCGCUUAUGCUUCUGUGUCAAGGCGACGGCGUAAGAGCUGUGAUUGGUCGGCUUUUACUACAUUAUUUCUUGUGUGUGUACGACUUGUUCCGAGGGCGUAUACAGCCAACCUUUGUGAACAUUCUCUAUAAUUUCGGAUGAACAUUUGCAGCAUAAGUGGCCGUUGGAACUGUGGUCAUCCCGCGCGGUAGUAACUCUACUUAAGCUCCCCAAAUGGGCAAAAAUAGUAUUGCUCUAAAAAAAAAAUCUGCAUAAGUUUGACCCCAGGAAGACGGGCUUCAUUCUCCUACUCUGUAGAUAGGUCCGAGAUUUUUUUGUGCGUACAACAGGGGUUGCAGUUUUCUUUGGGUCAUGUUAAAAUUUUGUCUGUUGGUAACUCUACUUGAGAUCUCUAAAUGGGGCAAAACGGUAUCACUCCAUAAAAAAAAAUUGGGGGCUGACUCUCCCACUAUAGGUCGGACAUUUUUUUUUUGUGACGAACAGGGGUUGCAGUUUUCUUUGGGUCAUGUUCAAGUUUUGUGUGUUGGUAACUCUACUUGAGAUCUCCAAACAGGGCAAAAAUGGUAUCACUCUGUGAAGAACAAAGAACCAUAUAAGUUUGACCCGAGAAAGAUGGGGCUGAUUCGCCCUCCCUGUGGAUAGGUCCAAAGAUUUUUUGUGCGUAGAACAGAGAUCACAGUAUCUUUGGAUCGUGUUCAAGUUUGACCCUUGGGAGACGAGGUUGAUGCUCCCACACUGUGGAUAUGUCCGCAGAGAUAUGAGAUUUUUUGUGCGUAGUUUUCUUUGGGUCCUGUGUUUUGGUAACUGUACUUGAGAUCUCCAAAUGGGGCAGAAAUUGUAUCUUUUUAAAGUUAUGACUUGUUUACGUUGUUUUGCGAAACAUAGAGUAUCACAAACAAUUGGUGGGCUGCGUUGUGCGUGCCGACAACCGUGUGUUUCUUAUGGAGGAAAUUCAAAUCCAAUCAAACUGGGAUGGAUUACGCUUGGUUUCCGAGGGUCUGAAGUACGGUACGUGGUUGUAUUUUUUGUUUGUGCUCUGAUAUGACACUUGACAUGUUGUGGAUGCUCGCCAAUAAAAGUAAGUGAGAUGACACAACCAUCAACGCAUGGACUCACCGUCGCCACCGCUGAACAAACGCCAAUUAGGCUAAAUGUCACAGCUCUUCCGACGCCCACCCAACUGGGCUGACCCCCGUCUGGCCGACGCAGCGGUAAAUGUCGAAAACAGAUCCUGCCGGAAACAUCUGCACCUACACAGUCUGGAAAGCGGAGCCACUGGAGACACACUGUUGAUAUAUGGUCAGGUCGUUUGUGCACGCAAGUGGCCCAGAUGCGGAAGAUAGGGGGCAUGGUUUAGCAAACUUGUGAAUGCUUGUCAUGAAAAUAACUAAGUUCCUUCUGUUUCCAGAGUUGUUUAUUUUCUAUUCAGAUUUUUUGGCCACUUGGGGGCAGUACAAGCAACGAUGUGACACCCUAAUCUUCAUCCAAUCGUCCCAUUAGAAAACAACUUUUCAUUUGCUGAAACUCAUUUUUAGUGUCCUUAUUAAAUGUUUUGGCCAGUUGGGAGCAGCAUAAAAUAAUUUUGAACCCAACCCUGAUUGAAUCGGAUUGGCCACAUUUAGAUAUGACACACCGGGUCAUCAACCAGUUCUCUUUCUCCAUCCAUUUUCCCUCGAUUUUAGACUUCGAAAACAACAAUGCACAAGUGGUUAGAUUUUGUGCAGAUGGAAUGAGAUUUUUUUUAUUGUUUUUUGGGCCUGUUGGGGGCAGCAUAAAUGACUUUUGAACCCAACCCUGAUCCAAUCUUAUUGGAGACCUUCAGAUAUGACACACCGGGUCAUCAACCAUCAACAUUUUUUGCGGAUCCAGUGGGUUUUUUUAAUGUCGUCGGCGUUUUUUUUGGCCAGUUGGGGCCGACAUAAAAGAUGUUCAAACCCAACCCUGAUUGAAUCUGAUUGGCCGCCUUUAGAUAUGACACACCGGGUCAUCAACCAGUCAUUUUUCACUAUUCCCUCCCCUCCCCGUAUUUAGACAUCGAAAACAACCUUGCAUAAAUAUGGUUAGAUGAAAAUGAAAAUGUUAAUGUUAUUGUUGUGGUUUUUUUUUUUUUACUAACGACUUUUAAAUUGAUUGAACCUGAUUGGCCGCCACUAGAAAUGACAGAUUGUCUUGAUCUACAUUUCUUAAUGUCGUUAUGGUCAUUAAACAAACUGAAGUUUCGUUUGUGACCAAACAAA